GGCAAGCUGUUUAUUAUGCCGAUUCUGUUGCAAAUCGUUUUGCAACUGUUUGGACUAAUGAUUACACCCCUGGCACGUCUGAUUUAAAUAACAGUCAAUAGAGUGGUUAAUGCGUGGGCUUGGCAGACUGUGGAAAUUAAGAGGAAGGUGGGCUGGCUGCAACGGUUUACAGUGUAAAAUCUGUUAUUUUUCUCUGCUGCGUCUAUUCAUUAUCUCGUUGAUUGUGCGAGGAUUUAUCAAUGACAGUGCAUUUACGUGCUGGUCGCAGCGGCGGUUUCACCCUUGGUGCUCUGAUCCCCCUGCCCUCUUCAGGAUCAAUUUGAACCGACUAAUAUCAUUCUUCGAAGAGAGCAAUAUUGUAACGGAUUGGAAAGAUGGGAAGCACGAGCUCUUGCUGUGUGUCUUCGAGCCCGAAGCUCCGGAGAAAUGCCCAUUCGAGGCUGGAGUCGCACAACCCGGAGCCGGAGUUGAGUAGGGAGGAUACGGGCUGCAACCUGCAGCAUAUCAGCGACCGAGAGAAUGUCGACGAGUUGAACAUGGAGUACAACCCCUCUGACCAUCCUCGGGCCAGCACAAUAUUCCUCAGUAAAUCUCAGCCGGAUGUGGAAUUGUCUAGCAAGAAUGGGCAAUGCUGAUAACCAAGGAUCAAAGCCUUUCUCGCUCUUUCUCUUUUUAUCUCUCUGUUAAGUGCGUGAAAAAAGAAAGAGCCUCUUCAUCAAUCAUGUGAGUAUUAAAUGCUUAUUAAAUAUAGGCUUCUAUAUUAUUUCAUGAUGUUGGAAAGUUAGUCUUUGUAGCUGAUUCAUAAUGUAUGAAUUGCCCAUGAUAAUGCCUUGUGUUGUUUUACAAGUUAACACACAUUGACGAGUCAAAGGUAAUGUACAACAUUGUCCUCCAUGGAUCCAUUCAGUUGCAACUCAUGUGACAUCCUGUUAAAUUAAUAUAGUUAGUGCCGGCUUGCAUCCUUCAUGGUAACGUGUUAGGAGGGAAGAAAUCUCUGCAUUAUGUAAAUGCUUAACAGUCUUUAGAUAGCCGAUACAUUAUUGCGUUUCAUGUCUUCAUUUGUCAUGCAUGUCCAUCGCGUGCUCCGUUUGACGAAGUAGCCUACUGUAAAAACCUUAUUUCAUGUAUCAAUAUGCCCUCUAAUAACAGCAUGCCCUCUAACCGUCAGCUUUUAUAUUUGUAGCCAUAUAUGUGUAUUUGUAAUUCUAUUUCGUUAUCGUAGCGUGGAUCAAGGAGACGAAAACACAGCUCCUGUUCCACCAUCUUCCUGGAUGACAACACUGUCAGUCAGCCCAACCUUAAAUUCACCAUCAAAUGUGUAUCCCUGGCAAUAUAUUACCAUAUAAAGAACAGGGACACAGAUGGAGGAAUGCAGCAAGACAUUUUUGAUGAGAAGCUUCACCCUCUCUCGAAAUCAGAAGUGCCGUCUGACUAUGACAAACACGACCCAGAGCAGAAGCAGAUCUACCGCUUCGUCCGGACGCUGUUCAGCGCUGCUCAGCUCACUGCAGAAUGUGCCAUUGUUACACUGGUGUACGUUGAGAGGCUGCUGACGUAUGCAGACAUAGACAUUGGCCCAGGGAACUGGAAGCGUAUGUUGCUGGGAGCCAUCCUGCUGGCAUCUAAAGUCUGGGACGAUCAGGCUGUGUGGAACGUAGACUACUGCCAGAUCCUCAAAGACAUCACCGUGGAGGACAUGAACGAGCUAGAGCGUCAGUUUCUGGAGCUUCUUCAGUUCAACAUCAACGUUCCGUCGAGUGUUUAUGCCAAGUAUUACUUUGACCUGCGCUCACUGUCAGAGACCAACAACUUGAGCUUCCCUCUGGAGCCCCUGAGCCAGGACAAAGCCCAGAGACUAGAGGCGAUCUCGAGGUUGUGUGACGACAAAUACAAGGAUGCUAGGAGAGCUGGCAAGAAGCGCUCUGCGAGCGUGGACAACCUGGUCGGAGUGCGAUGGGUCCCUGCCAUCCUCUCCUAACAACCAAGAACAUAGACCAGACCUGAGACUGGGCCUCAGGCCAGCAUGGGGACAUCCAGUCUUUUACCUAGCAACAUUUUGGUAACUUUCCGAAAAUUCCCAGAUUUUCUAGAAAUCCUGCUUGGAAGAUUCCCGGACUCAGCAGGAAAUCUAGAAUCCUCCAAUCUGGAUUUUUGGAAAACCUGAGAAUUUGGGGAAAGUUAUCGGAAUUCUGCAACCUUAACCUAGACAGACUGACUUUGUCCUCAUCACAGAUAGAUGCCUUUGCAGUGCCGCUGCUCCUGUAACACAGAAGGAAGAACUCCCUACAGGACUGGUACUUCACUGACUGUUAAGAAAAAGAAAGCUUCUUUGUGAUAUAACAUAAAGAUUUGACUGUUCAGAGAGCUCAUGACAUCACAGCUUCCUGUGGACAGAAGUAGCUAGAUGAUCACCGUGGCAACAUGAGCUUUAUGCGUUGUAGCAGCAAAUCAAGAGAGAAGUGGUCAGAAAACAAAAUGUCAAUGUCAUUUGACCUCUUAUCCUGGAUCAUGCCAAACGAAAACGGACUGAAACGAGGAGGGACGACCUGAAAUUGUCCAAUAAGAAACAUGCGUUUUCGUUGCCAUUGCAAAACGUUUUGCUACAGUGUCCACUAAUGAAUAUGACCAUGGGUCUGGACUAUCCAACCUGGCAUGACAGGACAGAUGGUUGCCUUUUAAAGACAGUUCUGUGGCUUUUGGUGAACAGGUUUUUAUUUAUUUUGUAUUCAUAGUUGUUUUUACUACUAAGUGCUACAGCCAACCAAACCCAGGUACAAUAUUUGAUCAGAUAAAAUAGCCUUCUAGCUGUGCAGGCGUUUCUACUUGAGAUCUACAUACACAUUCCAGAAUCAUUUAGUUCUUAAUGAACACAAUUAUUUUGUUAAUGUUCAAACAAGUUGGCCAUAUUUAAUACCUUUCCACUAGUGUAGUUACUGUACCUCCCAAUACCUAGAAUGUUGUAUUCAAAUCUGCAGCUAAAAUCCUAAUUGAAAGCUUUUGGAGAUAUGUGAGUGAUGUUUAGCUACUGUGAAUGUGUCAUCCACAGGAUUCAAAGUAGGUUAUGUUGACAAGAAAGCAACCAAUGAAAGGAUAGAAAUGGGUUGUCAUACACUGUAGAGCAUGACUUGUGUUUUUUGUCUCAGAACUCUGGAUGUUUUAAGCUACGAUGUUUUUUUGUUUUUUUUUAGAACAAAAACCUGAACCCUGAGCCAACUUAUAUAUAACGUAGCUCCUUCAAACUUUAUACAGUUUGAUUUUGUCUUUUCAACAAUUAUUUUUGAUUCAAAUAUUAAUAUUGUUAAAUUCAUGAUGAACUUUUAUUUGUGUUUUAUCAUUUGUCAAGAAGACCCUACUGACAACUGAAGCACUAGAAUUGAAUUAUUUUGCUAAUCAACUUUGUACAGUGUGUAAACAAGUAUUAAAGUGGUGAUGAGAUCAUUAACUUAAUUGUUAAAUAUUUAUAUGGAGGUGUUGAUCCAUGUUUAUACUAAAAGAAAAUUCCCUUGUAUUCUUAUUUUGUUAUUUUUUUUGUACAGUUAAGCUACAAAUAAAUCUCAGAGGAUAACA
Salmo salar (Atlantic salmon) is the source of this 3567-nucleotide messenger RNA. The record is from RefSeq and is a predicted model, not a curated record. Lineage: Eukaryota; Metazoa; Chordata; Actinopteri; Salmoniformes; Salmonidae.